AUGCAGCAGACAACGCUGUUCACCACGGACCGGAGACGAGCCAACCUCCGCCUGGUUCUCGCAGCAGAGUUCCUUUGCCAGUUUCAACUCCUAUACAUUCACAUCCCAGGAGUCACGAACGUAGUGGCUGAUAUGCUUUCUCGAAUUCCAUCAGGCAACGAUCAUCCAGACCCAGAGGAACCAGGACAGCUCGACAAAAUAUGGGACGAGUCCGCCAUUUACUGGUCCACCGACGUGGGGAUUUCCCCGGAAAUGCGCAAGCGUAUCCGGAGAGGAUACAAAGAUGUGCCCAAGUGGAAGGGAUACAUCGAUAUGCUGAAAACCGCAGACCCCGACUUCCACUUGCCCUUCAACUUGGACCAAGGACUGCUAUACUUCGUGGAAACCAGCGGAAAACAAAAACUCUGCGUUCCAAACGAAGUAGCUCAAGACCUCAUCGCAGCCGCCCACGACGAGAACCAGCACUACGGUGACAAGAGAGUGUGGUACGAACUGCAAGACAAGUUCGUCAUCAACAACAUGAUGACCAAGAUCAAGAAAUACCGCAAAACUUGUCCCGUAUGUGGACCACUCGGGAAGGAUAGAGGCAAACCGAUCGGCAGCCUUCAGCCCAUCAUAACACCCCCAAUUCCCUUCCACACAAUCACAAUGGACUUCAUCACAGGACUACCUGAGGUUUCCGCCGACAACACCAUCUGGAAACUACCAGGAUUUGCCUUCUACGACUCGGUGAUGACUGUCACUGACAAGUUCUCCAAGUCCACCAUGAUUGUGCCGGGAAACACCUCGUACACGGCUGCAGAAUGGGCCCUCAACAACGCAUAUGUAGCCACAAUCAAAUGCUCCCCCAACGAGCUCGUGUAUGGCUUCAAGACCAACGGGCCACUAGACCUCUUAGGCGAUGUCAACAUCAUUUCCAACCGCGACUUGCUCCAGGAGGAAGCGAAGAUCUCCAUCGCGGAGGGGCAGAUGCAUAUGAAACAAAUUUUCGACAAAGAACAUCGACAUAUCGUGUUCGGACCGGGAGAUUUCGUACAUCUCCGCCUCGGAAAAGGGUAUCGGCUACCAGGGAAACCGUCGCCAAAAACAUCCCCCCAGUACACCGAACCGAUCAAAGUGCUCGAACGAGUCGGACCGCUGGCGUAUCGGUUGGACCUCCCACCGACAAUGAACGUCCACCCAGUUAUUUCGAUCGCGUAUCUCAUCCCAGCAACGAACCCGCAGGACGAUCCCUUCCGCAGAACGCCGCUACCAGCCAUCCCGGUUGAUGUAGACGACCCAAGGCAAGCCGAAUGGAGGGACUGGUUCGCGCAUUACGAGAUCGAAAGGAUCCUAGACAAGCGCGUUCUCCGUCGAGGUAGAGGAUCGAGUAAAACGCAGUAUCUGAUUAAGUGGAAGGAUUUCCCGCAUUUCCACAACGUGUGGAUGGACGCGGACGCUAUGGAAGCCAAUGAGGGAAUUGCCGGCCGACAAUCGGAGAAAGAGAGGCAGACCAAGGCGCAGCGAAGGAACAAUCCGCCUGCACACAUCUGA
Colletotrichum gloeosporioides is the source of this 1533-nucleotide messenger RNA. RefSeq names its product Transposon Tf2-11 polyprotein. The record is from RefSeq and is a predicted model, not a curated record. The transcript is spliced from 3 exons. Lineage: Eukaryota; Fungi; Ascomycota; Sordariomycetes; Glomerellales; Glomerellaceae. The coding region runs from base 1 to 1533 and encodes 510 amino acids.